Messenger RNA from Prionailurus viverrinus (fishing cat), 4543 nucleotides. RefSeq names its product eukaryotic translation elongation factor 1 delta (gene EEF1D). Gene Ontology annotation, biological process: translational elongation. Gene Ontology annotation, cellular component: eukaryotic translation elongation factor 1 complex; cytosol. The coding region runs from base 2498 to 4486 and encodes 662 amino acids. The transcript has 8 exons. The record is from RefSeq and is a predicted model, not a curated record. NCBI's taxonomy places the organism in Eukaryota, Metazoa, Chordata, Mammalia, Carnivora, Felidae. Gene Ontology annotation, molecular function: translation elongation factor activity; guanyl-nucleotide exchange factor activity.
UUCAGUUUGCUCGGCCAAAGCUCGCGCCACCUUUCCAAGCACCUUCUGCAAAGACCUUCCAGCCGCUGUGCUGCCCUGACUGCCUCUAACCUUGCUGCUUUCUCUUCAUGCCAUCCUAGGAGACCAGAGGGAAAGUAAGUACCCACCUGUCCCGUGCCCGGUGUUCCCUUCACCUCAGCCAGGGAGCCCCUGGCCCACAGCGUACGAGGCAUUCCAGCGCCUGUGCAGGGCCCGGCUUGGCCAGGCUGCCAGGCCUUACUUUCCUUGUCUGCAACACAAAGGAGUUGGCUUUGCUGUCGUUGGGCUUUGAUCCUGCCAGGCAGGGCAGCGCGUGGGUGUCUCAGUGCAUCCCUGGGUUGAGCCAGGUUGUGCCUGUGGUGGGGGGCACUCCCCGAGCAGGCCGGGGCCGGCGUGCUGGCCCUCCCCUCUGGGCAGAGGACACCGGGGACACCCCCUGCCACAGGCCACACCCCUUGUUCUUGAGAAAUCUUCAGAAGCAGUCUCUCCCCGCCUCCCCCCAGGUGUGGCCCCCAGAGCUCUGAGCAGGCCCUGAUCUGAUGUCAGGAGACAAGGACAGCCUCUAGGCCAGUAGGUUCCAGCAGGACUUCACCAGUGGGGCGUCAGCCUAGUGGAGCUCAAGGGGCUGAACCAACUGAGCUCUGGGCCCCUCUGCUGAGGGUCUGCUGGGGGCUCGUUGCCAGAAAGUUUGAAGGGCGGACAAGCCCUGCCUGAUUGGCCUGCAGUCCCCUCAGGGACGGUGGUGAUGUCACAAUGCCUUGCCUCUUGAGCACACGCUCCCCGCCUCUCACCACUGCCUCUGUUGUCAGCCUGGCCUUGGUAAGGACUGCUGCCGGCCUGGGGAGGAAGGCACAGGGGGGCGUCCCAGGGGUCUCUCCAGGCCUGGGGCUUCCGUCCUGUGGCUUGUGCCAUUAGAGGCCCCCAACACGUCCCUUCACAGUUCAAGCGAGGAUCUUCCCCCACGUCUUGAGUGGACGCGGGGCUUACACAGCCGGCAUGUCCCACGGGGUCGUUAGAAUCAGGUUUCAGUUUUGUUUCGGGGUGUCAGGAAAGGGAUGUCGAUGCUGCUGCAGGUGACGGGAAAGGUUUGCCGCCUUACCUCUGGAGACCUGGUCUCCUGGAGACAGGGCCCAGCAGGUGCGUCCCCCCACGUAGGCUACUGACUGACCCCGCAGAAGCUGGGAUGGUCCUGGGUGUUGGUCAUCUGGCGUGGGCGCUUCUGCUUUGGGGAGCAGGGGCCAGAGUCCAGCCUGUGUCUGGACUGGAUCUCUGCCAGCUACAGCCAUUCCUCUAGAACAGGCCUGUGGAGCGUGAGCUCAGACCACUGGGCACGUCUUAAGAGCAGACUGGCUACUGGGGCUUUCUGGGCUUGAGCCGUUUCUGGCCAGAGGCUGCAGAGGUGGUGGCAGUGGUGGCCCAGACUCCUCUAUUCAGAUGACUGUGGUCUCCAGACUGGAGGGGACACCACCUCUAUUGAAGAGGCUGAGGUUCUCGGCAAGGGUUUGUCCACAGUGGCAGAUGGGACACACAGUUCCCCACCUGCCUCCCUCUGUUCUAGGGAUGGGGCCCCUCACAUCAAAUGGUUCUGUGACUAGAGGCGGGUGCCCUAAUGACCUUGGGGCCCAGAGUUUCCCACGUGGUCCCUCCUGUAUUGCGGGUGCGCCCAGAGGUGGCUGUGGCUGACCCGGAGCCUGCUUCUCACUUGCUGCCUGAGCCACCAGGCUCCCUCUCUUCCGGAUGGUCACUAGCAUCCUCCCUGUGUCUCCCCCAGUGUGGCCCCUGCAGGGCCGGGCCCUCCACCCUGUGCUCCCAGCUGCUCCCCGAGACACUAACCCUUGUCUGAGACCCUUGCCAGCUCCCCUUGGAGCAUGCGCUGCUGCAGGCGGUGGUGUGGCUGCGGCAGGGGUAUGCCGCCACGGGGCAAGGUCCACCGUGGUGGCCUGGCCGUGAUGGGGCUGGCCUGGGAGACUGCCGCGUAUACUUCUAGAAAGCGGAAGCACCAGUGCCUCAGGCAAGGUGGCCAGAUUUAGCAAAGUCAAAGGAUGUCCUGUUAAAAUCCUAGAUGAACGACGAAUAACCCUUCAGCAUAAACGUCUUAAAUAUUUCGUGGGACGUGUUUAUUCUAAGAGUUAUUUGUUGUUUAUAUAUCAGUCAAGUUACCUGGGUGUGGUGUGUAUUUCAUUUGGCAACCCCCUGUGGAGGCUCUAGGGGAGAAGGCUUCUGUGGUUGAAGAAGUUUGGAAACCAUUCUCUAGACCCCUCUGGAGAGCCUGGGCGCAUUAGGAAAGAUUGGCUUUACAGCUAAAAGAACGCAUACGUACGCACAUGCAUGCACGUCAUUGCUUAUCGCUUUACUGAGCUUCCCGUGGACUUGACUUCGGGUCCUUGCUUGUGUCUUCCUGGCACCCCCACCAGGGAGCACUCCCAGGCCCGACCAGCCCUGAAAGUCAGGCUGAGGAGGGGGGCGGGGCGCCAUCCCCAUGGCCCGCGGUGUUGCAACUGCCUUCUUGUGCUUGCUUUUUAACGCUGUGCGGAAGAUGAGGAGUGGGAGAGCCGCCUGUGCCCUGGAGACCGUCUGGGAGGACAAGCAGAAGUAUGGGGAAGCCGAGCGGCGUUUCUACGAGCACGAGGCCACACGAGCCGCCGCCACCCAGCAGCUCCUGGCUGAAGCGCCAGCCGUGAACGGGCCUGGGAGGGAGGACGCCGAGGAGGCAGACGCCCCUGACAGCGGCAGCAGGAGCGACCCCGGGAGGAGCCACGACGGAAAGAAGCCUCUGCAGAAGAAAAGGAAGCGCUCCCCAAAGAGCUGGUUCGGCCAGGCAGACCUGGCCCUCGUGGGCCUCUCGGCCGACCACGUGUGGCUGGACAAGCCGAUGUUCGACCAGGCAGAGAGCGCCUAUCGCCAGAGGCUGGCGGAUGCGGCUGCCCAGGCGGCCCAGCGGGUUGCCCUGGUCCCCCGAGGCCCCUGCACCCACGGAAGCCAGGUGGCCUGCCACCAUGUGACCUGGGGCAUCUGGGUCAAUAAGUCGUCCUUCGACCAGGCCGAGCGGGCGUUCGUGGAGCGGUCGCAGGCCUCGCUGUUGGCCGCAGAGGGGAGUGGCAGGCAGGGGGCUUCUGACACGGGCCAGCAGGCAGCUGCCCCCGAUCUGGCUCUCGCCCGCCAGCCCGGCCCGCUGACCGACGGCCAACCCCCGCUGGGCAGUCUGCAGGCGCUGGUGCAGGAGGUGUGGCUGGAGAAGCCCCAGUACGAUGCGGCAGAGAGGGGUUUCUACGAGGCCAUGUUCGACGGCCACCCUCCUGGGAAGGUGCGCCUGCAGGAGCGAGCUGGCCAGGCUGAGGGGGCCAGGCGGGGCCGCAGAGACCGGCGAGGCCGAAACGCCGUGGGAAGCAAGCGGGUCGGGCCUCGGCGGGUUGAUGGGGAGGCCGCCUCUGCCCUGCCCUACUGGUAUCUCCUGCACAAAGAUGCUGAGGCCCCCUGGCUCAGCAAGCCCACCUAUGACAGCGCAGAGUGCCGCCAUCAUGCCGCAGAGGCCCUGCGAGUGGCCUGGUGCCUCGAAGCUGCAUCCCUGGCUCACCGACCUGGUGCCCGGUCUGGCCCGACCAUGUCCAGCCUGAGACCCAAGAAAAUGGCUACAAACUUCCUAGCGCACGAGAAGAUCUGGUUCGACAAGUUCAAAUACGAUGAUGCAGAGAGGCAGUUCUAUGAGCGGAUGAACGGGCCCGUGGCUGGCUCCUCGCGCCAGGAGAACGGUGCCAGUGUGAUCCUCCGUGACAUUGCCAGAGCCAGAGAGAACAUCCAGAAAUCCCUGGCUGGGAGCUCAGGCCCUGGGGCCUCCAGCGGGCCGGGCGGAGAUCACAGUGAGCUCGCCAUCCGGAUCGCCAGCCUGGAAGUGGAGAAUCAGAGCCUGCGAGGCGUGGUGCAAGGUCUGCAGCAGGCUGUCUCCAAGCUGGAGGCCCGGCUGAGCGCACUGGAGAAGAGCUCACCCACCCACCGGGCUGCAGCCCCACAGACCCAGCACGUGUCCCCUAUGCGCCAAGUGGAGCCCCCUGCCGGCAAGGCGGCCACCGCCGCAGAGGAUGACGAGGACGAUGCCAUCGACCUGUUUGGCAGCGAUGACGAGGAGGACAAGGAGGCAGCCCGGCUGCGGGAGGAGAGGCUGCGGCAGUACGCGGAGAAGAAGGCGGGGCGGCCCGCGCUGGUGGCCAAAUCUUCCAUCCUCUUGGACGUCAAGCCUUGGGAUGACGAGACAGACAUGGCCCAGCUGGAGGCCUGCGUGCGCUCCAUCCAGUUAGACGGGCUGACCUGGGGGGGCUCCAAGCUGGUGCCCGUGGGCUAUGGCAUCCGCAAGCUGCAGAUUCAGUGUGUGGUAGAGGACGACAAGGUGGGGACGGACCUGCUGGAGGAGGAGAUCACCAAGUUCGAGGAGCACGUGCAGAGUGUGGACAUUGCUGCUUUCAACAAGAUCUGAGCCCCAGCCUCCGGCCGUGGGGUGUGGGGCCCUCAGCCAUUAAAGACGGAGAUUCCA